UCGUUCGGAAAGGCGCCAGCCCGAAUUUAAGCAUGCUAACGCCUUAAGGGUUCUUACUUCCUGCCUUUUGAGAGCUGCUAAUAUAAAUGAACAAAAUGAAAUACUCCAGACUGUGCCUUUAACUGGUCUUUCUUCUUCUCUCUGUCCCAGUCCCAGGUAAAGUGUCCCAGCUCUCUAUGGUGGAGCUGGAUGACUCCAACUCUCUGAAGGUGAUGUGGGCUCCCCCUGGUGGAGACUGGGAUAAGUACAGGGUGCUGCUGUUAAAUGGGACCCAGACUCUGGAUAACAGGACCGUGGAGAAAGGGGUGGUGGAGUACACUUUCUCUGGCCUGGGACUGGUCCCUGGGAGGACCUACAGGGCUGGGGUCAUGGUGGAAAGCACUGGGGAGCAAGGCACUGUGGAGUACUGCCACAGAGGAAUGGCUCCUAAGCCCGUCUCAGAGCUCCAUAUCCGCCAUGCUGACGAGACCUCCCCUCAGCGCCCUGUGGAGUCACGCCCCCAACUCAACCAGGGACGGCUACGCCGUGGAGCUCCGCCAUGGCAACGCCACGGUUGCCACGAGAGACCUGACCCGUGA
Molecule: messenger RNA, 578 nt
Organism: Salmo salar (Atlantic salmon)
Lineage: Eukaryota; Metazoa; Chordata; Actinopteri; Salmoniformes; Salmonidae
Source: RefSeq, a predicted model, not a curated record